GAGGAGGAGGAGAGUGCCCUUCUUAACCCAGGAGGGCCUCCGGAGGGCCAGGGGCGACUGCUGCUGCCACUGCUGUUGCUGCAGGGACCAUGGAGAGGAAGAGCCCCAGCCCCAGCCCCCGGAGCCCCCCGGAGGGGAACAGCUGCCCGGAGAAAGGGCCCUGCGGCCCCGGGGAGAGCGAGCCCUCGCCCAGCUCCGCCGCAGCGCCCAUGCUGGCCGGGAUGGAGGUGGCCGAGGACCCGGAGAAGGGCGGCCCCAGCAGGGCCCCAGGCACCAAGGACCCCAGCUACAAGUGCCUCUCCCUGGUGUUGUGUGUUAUUGUCCUAACAACAAUACUAGGAUGUAUAUUUGGAUUAAAACCUAGCUGUACACGAGAUGUCAAAACCUGCAAAGGACGUUGCUAUGAGAGAACAUUUGGAAGCUGCCGCUGUGACAGUGAAUGCACUAAACUUGGGAACUGCUGCUUAGAUUUCCAAGAAGCCUGUAUAGAACCUGCUCAUAUAUGGACCUGUACUAAAUUUCGGUGUGGAGAAAGAAGACCAGAAUAUCGCUGUUCCUGUUCAGAUGACUGUGUGAAAAAUAAUAAUUGCUGUGCCAAUUAUUAUGCAGUUUGUGAAGGGAAGACAAGCUGGCUUGAAGAUAAAUGUGAGGAGUUAAAUGAACCUCAGUGUCCAGAAGGGUUUACAAAACCUCCAAUCUUGCUGUUUUCUUUGGAUGGAUUCAGAGCAGAGUAUUUGCACACAUGGGGUGGACUUCUUCCUGUUAUUAACAAAUUACGGAACUGUGGAACAUACACCCGUGGCAUGAGACCAGUGUAUCCCUCAAAAACAUUUCCCAAUCAUUAUAGCAUUGUCACGGGCCUUUACCCAGAAUCCCAUGGCCUCGUGGAUAACAAAAUGUAUGACCCUAAGAGAAAUGCAUAUUUCACACUCAGAAACAAGGAGAAGUUCAGCCCCCAGUGGUACCAAGGACAGCCAAUUUGGCUGACAGCCAUGUAUCAAGGACUCAAAUCUGCUACCUUCUUCUGGCCUGCUUCAGACGUUGAUGUUAAUGGAACGUUUCCAGACAUCUACAGAUUAUACAAUGGGUCAAUACCAUUUGAAGAAAGGGUGGUAACUUUUCUUAGUUGGUUACAGUUACCAGAAGAUCAAAAACCACACUUUUACACUCUGUAUUUAGAAGAACCAGAUUUUUCAGGCCACAGAUAUGGACCAGUCAGCUCAGAAGUCAUUCUUGCAUUACAGAGAGUAGACAAAAUUGUGGGAUUACUGAUGGAUGGCCUGAAGCAAAUGAACCUGCAUAAUUGCAUUAACAUUAUUCUUCUUGCAGAUCAUGGGAUGGAGGCAGCCAGCUGUAACAAAGCAGCAUACCUAAAUACAUACUUGGAUGACGUUGAAGACUUGUUUGUUGUACCUGGCCCUGCACCUCGCGUAAGACCCCAAAAAGUUCCAGAUGAGUAUUACUCUUUUGAUUAUGAAGGCAUUGUCCAAAAUCUUACAUGUUUGGCUCCAGACCAACCAUUCAAGGCAUACUUGAAGCAGAUGCUUCCCAAACGAUUUCAUUAUGCCAAGAAUGACCGGAUUGAAGCUGUGCACUUGUAUAUGGACCAGCAGUGGCAACUUGCUCGGACACCCUCUGAACUCAAGUAUUGCACUGGUGGAUUCCAUGGAUCAGACAAUGUUUUUCCAAAUAUGCAGGCUUUGUUUGUUGGAUAUGGACCUGGAUUCAAGUCUCAAACUGAAGUUGAGCCCUUUGAAAACAUUGAAAUCUACAAUCUCAUGUGUGAUCUCCUUGAUUUGACACCAGCACCUAAUAAUGGAACUCAUGGAAGCCUCAACCACCUUUUAAAGAAAGCCAAUUAUAUUCCAAAGCAUCCCAAAGAAGAAAGUAAGCCUUCUUCAUGUCCUUUCACAGGGCUUAAAAUCUCUACAGAUGAUCCUCACUGCUCAUGUAAUUCUUUGGGCUUGCUACAUAUUCGACCACGGAUAAAUCUCACUAUUUCAGAAAUAAAGAAGAUAGAAAAAUACAAUCUGCCAUUUGGGAGACCCAGAGUACUCCAGAAGAAGCAGAUUUAUUGCCUUCUUCACAACCAACAUUCUGUCACUGGAUUUAGUCAAGAUAUCAAGAUGCCUUUGUGGAUUUCCUAUACUGUUAAAAAGCAUGAGAACUGGAAUGCCUCUGCAGAAGCCAUCUCAAGCUGUUUCCAUGUUGACAGUCGUAUUCCUUUAAAUGGCAGCCAGACUUGUUCAUUUUACAAAAGCCAUCCUCAGCUAAACUAUGGAUUUCUUUUCCCACCAAAUCUGAUAAAAGAUGAAAGAAACAGUAAAUAUGAAGGAUAUUUUUCAAGCAAUAUUGUACCAAUGUAUCCUGCUUUUCAAGUGAUUUGGAACUAUUUUAAUGCAAUUCUAUUACCAACAUAUGCUUCAGCCCGAAAUGGUGUAAAUGUGAUCACUGGUCCUGUGUUUGAUUAUGAUUACAAUGGUGUGUAUGAUACAUCUAAAGAACUAACAAGACUCUCAAAUAAUUCAGAAGUCCCACUUCCAACUCACUACUUCAUUGUAUUGACAAGUUGUAAAAAUGUUUCCCAAACUCCUUUGCAGUGUGAAGGAUCUCUUGAUGUUGUGUCUUAUAUUGUUCCUCACAGAAAAGACAACAGUGAAAGCUGUGCAGCCAGCAAGCUUGAGUCCUUGUGGGUUGAAGAGAGAAUGAAGAUUCAUACAGCCCGAGUGCGAGAUGUAGAACUUCUUACUGGACUUAGUUUUUACCAUGAUAUAAAACAGCCAGUAGCUGAUAUUUUGCAGUUGAAAACAUAUUUGCCAACUUUUGACAAAGCCUUAUAGUUUAAUUUUUGUAUGUUUUUGGAUUGGGCAAAAAGAGACUAUAUUGAAAUUUUCUGAGGAUGCUUGAGUACAGUGCAAGCAGGAAAGAAUCUGUGCCACAUUUAUAUCUCAGGGACAAUUUAUGGACCAAAUAUAGCAGAGAAGAGCAAUUUCUUUCUGCUUUACUAUCCACAUGAAUGCAAUAGGAGUGUUUUAUAUCGUUGCUAAAACCAAUCUGCCAAUGUUACACAAACAUAUGCACACAGGAGAGAAAAACCAGCCAUACUUUUCAACUCCAUUGAUGUACACAAUUUUUCCUUUGUUUUUUUAUUUUUUAUUUUUUUACAUAGUGAAAUGGUUCACUUUCAGUUAAUCCACUAAGUGGCAUUUCUAUUUCAAAAAUGAGAUAUAAUAUACAUAUUAUAUAAAAAUACAGCCAUGUUCUGUUUGUUGUUUUUCUGUACUGGAUGUUUAAUAAAUUCAGUGUAA
Sceloporus undulatus (fence lizard) is the source of this 3308-nucleotide messenger RNA. RefSeq names its product ectonucleotide pyrophosphatase/phosphodiesterase 1 (gene ENPP1). Gene Ontology annotation, cellular component: cell surface. The record is from RefSeq and is a predicted model, not a curated record. Gene Ontology annotation, biological process: inorganic diphosphate transport; regulation of bone mineralization; negative regulation of fat cell differentiation. Lineage: Eukaryota; Metazoa; Chordata; Lepidosauria; Squamata; Phrynosomatidae. Gene Ontology annotation, molecular function: dinucleotide phosphatase activity; phosphodiesterase I activity; metal ion binding.